UUGUUUCAUUGAUGACCUUUCUCCAACGUCUUUAUUCAAGUUCUUAGUGUUGUUUGCAAAACGGUGGGAUGUAAGAAAAAAAAAAUGGGUUUAAACGAAGAAUUACCAGUCUUCACCGAAACUAAUUUGGGUACUCGCAUUGCACUUGCUAUCUCACCUGAUAUCACAGCCGCCAAAUUUAAAGGGGAAUUUGAAAGAGCCCACAUUGGUUGUUUCCCACAGCUAGGAUUUCUCUCUGUAAAUGCAGUGAUGGUGAAGCGGGAUUCCUGUUUUUACCACUUGCCUGAUUCGCUGUCUUUGAAGCACGUUUUCCAGGGUUUUCAAGAUACAUGGUUUAUCUAUGUUAAUGCCAGUCUAUCUGAUUUUAAUAAUUGUACUAGAGUUUCUCAGAAUAUCACUGACAGCAAGAGCAACAGACAGAAGAAGCUUUGCUCAAAAAGUGUUGCAUUAAAGCCAGCAUUGGCAGCGACAUCCUCUAAACCAAACAAGAGGAAAAGGAAGAGGAAGAGACAAAGUCUUAGUGAGGAAAGCCAAAGCUCGAAAGCUGCUGUGCUGGGACCAGUGCAAGUAGCAACAGCCUACCUAUUAAGGAAGAAACACAAAAGAAAAAAAAGACCAAUAGUGAAGAAACUUCAUCCGGAUUCUCUUAAGACAGAAGGAAACAUUCUCAACAUUUCCAAUGUGAUUCAGAGAGAAGGUAGUGCUCAGGAAAACGUGCUAUCUCUCAGUAAAAUAUCAGAUUCCAGCACUUCAAUUGAGACUUCUCUUGAAAGCUUAUCUGGAGCAGUAUCAGUAUCAGGGAUCAUUAACAAAUACUUCACAUAUUCAAUCGACGAUGUUCAUCACAUUAGAAGCACUUUCAACUCUGAAUUUACCCCAACAAAUGGACAAUGUGAAGUGGAGAAAUUUUCUACUGGUAAAAAAACUAGGAAGAACCAAAAUUCUGAAAAAAGGCACCACAGAUUAUUGCCCUCUCUUCUGCCUAAAGACUUGAAUUCUGUUGCUUUAACAAUGAAGGAGUAUGAAGCAUAUGGGGUUGGUAAACGUCUUGUUAUGGCUUCAAGUAAUCUUGCAGCUUCAAAAAGGUCGGCUUUUUCCAAAGGUAAACAGUUGUGGGAUCGAGAUGCUGGAACAACUAUAAGGCCUUUGGUUUUUGAAAUCGACGACAAUGACUGAUAGCCUAAAGGCAUCAGCUGCUGGACUAGCUAUUGCAAUUUUGUGAUCUAUACUCGCAAUAGCCUAAAGAUAUUUGCUUAAAGGUAAAGCAAUUAUUUAGAGAACCAGUUUGCGUUUUCAGACACCCGUGGGUAUGCACCAAUCUGUAGAGAACUAGUAUAACUUAUAGUUAAUUGUACCAAUCCAAGCAAAAAAUGUGCUUGUCUUUGUUGUUUUGUGAUACCUUGUCAAAGAAUGACUUGAGGGCAUUUAAGAAGUUCAACAUCAGUUGCCUGGAAAGAGUGAAACAAGAGUUGGAGUUUAACAUGGUAACUGAGACUUGGGAGAGCUUGUUUUUGAGCCCUUUGACUCAAAGUCUCAAAUCCUAAGAUUUUCUUUGCAUUUGCUUGUUUCUUCUGUAUUAGCUAAAAUUAUGUUCCCUUACAUGAGGUUGUUUUACAGUAACAAAUUGUGCCCUUCAAUGUUGUUCACACUUCACAUUAAAAUGAGGUUGCAAAGUUAGAAGUUAGGUCUCCGGAAGUUUGGAAUUCUUUCAUAAUGCUACUUUCGAGUGCAUACACUUAACUACUAAGAACCUGAAAUUGCUAUGACUCAAAAGGAAAAAAAAAUAUUUUUUUGGACACCCAUUUGCUCAGAGAAGCUGCUUUGCCAAGAACGACUAAUACCGUUCAUAAGAGAAGUAAAACUCAGAAUGGCACAACAGAUUUAACAUAUACAUUAGUUAAACCAGCCUACUGUCUGACAUGCCGACUCUCGUUGGGCAAUUCAGGGAAAUCAUGGGGGAGAGGCAUGACACAAUUUUCUCCGUUGAAAUAGAUUCUUUUUGGGAAAGCCCAACCUGCAUCAAAGGUGAAGGUACCACGUACUUUUCUUAGGAGCAUCUCAGUCUGUACAUUUCCACUUUCUCCUGAUUUUAGCAGCACAUCAUUGUAGUACUGUAUUCCCCAAAAUAAACCAGUGUCAUCUGAAAAUUGAAAAAGUUAGAAUAAUAGCAAAAGCAUAACUGUUGUAAGUUUGCAGUAACUUGUAAAGAUUAAGAGAAGGCUAGUUGAGUUGAAAUUACUGGUGGGGCGAUCUUGAGUAAGGGGCAUGUAAUUGAAGCUAAAAACCUGCACCAAAUCAUUAAGGUUUGGAUGCUCAACAGCCAAGUUCCAAGUGGUGUAAUUCUUACGUAUAUUAAGAUUCAUGAUCGUGAUCUUAACCCUCCAAUACGCUCUAUAGCUGUGCUUGAUGUGCCAAUGCACAUGUAUUGGACACAUAUGAGUAGUGCAAAUUACCAGAGGAGGUGGUACAUAAUCUGGAUCUUUUGAUUUUGGCAACGUUUGGGGUAUUUCUCCUUUUCUGCAAGGCACACAAGUAUAAUUAGGACUUAAUUCGUUUGAAGGGAAGACAUUGGCUGGUAGCUCUAUGUUUGAUGAGCAACUGAUGGAAACAACAUAUAGGAAAUACUUGAUGCAUGAUGAACCAGGUUGGUUUUGACAGCCACAGCUACAGUUGGGACAAAAUGUUAUUGUGGUGCUAUAAAAUGCAGACAAGGAAACACAACAAGUUGGGGCAGGUGCUGCUAUAAAUUGUGAAUAAGUACAAAUCACUUUGUAUGUACCUGUAAACAAAUGAAAAAAGCAAUAUGAAGUUAGAGAUAGAAUGGAAAGACAAUAGUAAUUGUAAGGAGAAGAGUGGAAACACUUACUAAGAGCUUGCCUCCAUCGUCGACCACCAUCCUCAGAGAACUGGGUAGGAGCAACGGCUUCAAGAUCACCACAAGUAUAACCAGGAGUACUAAAUGUGAAAUUCUUGGGCAUUGUGAAAUUUAAUUUUGAAGAAGAGGCGGCGAAACCAACACUCAUCUGAAAAUGUGAAGCAUACUUUGUUGAGUCUUGAGCCAUAGAAGUUAAAACACCAGCUCUGCAACAGUUAGAUGUUUGUUUAUUGAACGCGGUUCCUGGUUGAAGGUCAAUGAUAAGAGGACGCUUCAGCAACAAUGAGGAGGUGGUGUACCCAGUGAUUUGUUACAAACUCCUUGCAUAUUCCAUAUCACUUCAUCUCCAUCCCAUUCCCAGCUUAACCUCCAACCAGGAGGCGAUUCGAUGUGUCUAUAUUCUUGAAAAUUGUAUAUCGUUAUUUCUGCCUGCAUUCAGAAAUUUUUGUUUUAUUAUUCCUAAAAUUAACACUCAAACUUAAUGUGCGACAUAUUUCUAUCUCAAUGAAGGCUUUUGUUAUCAUUCUUAAAA
Amaranthus tricolor (Joseph's coat) is the source of this 3407-nucleotide messenger RNA. RefSeq lists its product as uncharacterized. The transcript has 3 exons. The record is from RefSeq and is a predicted model, not a curated record. Bases 85 to 1176 code for a protein of 363 amino acids. Lineage: Eukaryota; Viridiplantae; Streptophyta; Magnoliopsida; Caryophyllales; Amaranthaceae.